Molecule: messenger RNA, 1801 nt
Organism: Portunus trituberculatus (swimming crab)
Lineage: Eukaryota; Metazoa; Arthropoda; Malacostraca; Decapoda; Portunidae
Gene: CCT6
Product: T-complex protein 1 subunit zeta-like
Exons: 11
Coding region: 59-1654 (531 amino acids)
Biological process (GO): protein folding
Cellular component (GO): chaperonin-containing T-complex
Molecular function (GO): ATP-dependent protein folding chaperone; ATP hydrolysis activity; ATP binding
Source: RefSeq, a predicted model, not a curated record
CAGGAAAGUAUUGGAACCCGGCGAGCUCAGUGCAGUCAAGACAAGACGUGUCGUGAGGAUGGCUGCAAUUAAGACCUUAAACCCUAAAGCUGAGGUGGCUAGGGCUGCCCAGGCCCUCUCUAUCAACAUUUCAGGUGCGAGGGGAAUCCAGGAUGUCCUCAGAACCAACCUAGGACCAAAGGGCACCAUGAAAAUGCUGGUGUCCGGCGCCGGGGAUAUCAAGAUCACCAAAGAUGGAAACAUUCUGCUUCACGAAAUGCAAAUUCAGCACCCUACAGCCAGCAUGAUUGCCAAGGCCUGCACUGCCCAGGAUGACGUCAUUGGCGAUGGCACUACCUCAACAGUUCUCCUCAUUGGUGAGAUGCUGAAGCAAGCAGAAAUCCAAAUUCAAGAAGGCUUACACCCAAGGUUAAUUGCUGAAGGGUUUGAUUUGGCCAAGGUGAAGGCUCAAGAAGUGCUUGAUAAGGUGAAAAUUACUGAAGAGAUCACCCGUGAGCGUCUCUGCCAAGUUGCAAGCACUGCCCUCCGCACCAAGGUUCACUCUGACCUGGCUGACAAGCUGACUGAAGUGUGUGUUGAUGCAGUCCUGGCCAUCAAAGAGGAAGGCAAAUCAUUGGACUUGCACAUGGUGGAGAUCAUGGAUAUGCAGCACAAAACGGAACUGGACACCCAGCUGGUCAAAGGUCUGGUGCUAGAUCAUGGUGGGCGACAUCCUGACAUGCCCAAGCGUGCCACCAAUGCUCACAUCCUCACUUGUAAUGUGUCCAUGGAAUAUGAGAAGACAGAGGUGACUUCAGGUUUCUUCUAUAAGUCAGCAGAAGAAAGAGAUAAGUUGAUUACUGCAGAGAGGGAGUUCAUUGAAGAGCGAGUGAAGAAAGUUAUUGAGCUAAAGAAGAAGGUCUGCACUGGUAACAAAGAUAUGUUUGUGGUGAUCAACCAGAAGGGUAUUGAUCCUAUGUCCCUGGAUAUGUUGGCUAAGGAAGGCAUCAUGGGCCUAAGGAGGGCCAAGCGCCGCAACAUGGAGAGGCUUGCCCUGGCCUGUGGUGGGAUGGCCAUGAACAGCUUCGAUGAUCUUGCUCCAGACUGCCUUGGUUAUGCUGGCAGUGUGUAUGAACAUGUUCUGGGAGAAACAAAGUAUACCUUUGUAGAAGAUUUGAAAAACCCUCACAGUGUAACCAUCCUGAUCAAAGGUCCAUACAAACACACCCUCACCCAGACCAAAGAUGCCAUUAGGGAUGGUUUAAGGGCAAUCAAGAAUGCAUUGGAUGAUGGUUCCCUUGUUCCUGGAGCAGGUGCCUUUGAGGUUGCUGCUUAUGAUGCACUGAUGAAGUAUGAAAAUGAAGUGAAGGGCCGUGCACGAUAUGGUGUGCGGGCAUUUGCAGAUGCCCUUCUUGUCAUCCCUAAAACUCUUGCUUGUAAUAGUGGAUAUGACCCCAUGGACUGCCUGGUGAAGCUGAGGGAAGAAUUCAAGGCUAGUGCUGGCACUCAUGUGGGAUUAGAUAUUGCUACUGGUGAAGCACUUAAUCCAGUUGAUGCUGGCAUAUUUGAUAACUAUUGUGUUAAGAGACACAUGUUGGAUGCAUGCUCUGUUAUUGCCCGUAACCUCCUCAUUGUGGAUGAGAUCAUGAGAGCUGGACUGUCUCAACUCAAGUAGAUAGAAUCCUACACAUGACGAAACUUCUUAAAUUCAGCACUUACCUUGGCAUGAUGUAACAGUUGCUAUUUGAUCAACGCAAGAAAGCAAGCUGCUGCCAACUCACAAUUCUGCUUCUAAACACUUGAUAAUAAAGAAAACAUUGUU